GUCCGUUCCAACUCUAAGGAGGAGAAUUCUACGAUUCUGUGAAAAGCUUUAGAAGGAGGAAAACUACAACUGGAUGCCACAGAUUCUGAGAAGAUAUCAGAAUACAGAAAGCAGCUAGAAGUUUUCUCUUUCCAGAUUUGUAUUAACAAUUUGGCUCUUUCAAACAAAAUAGCAAGUCCUCUGCAACUCCGUGUAGCAUUCUUGGGACCUACACUGAGGCACUGCUGAACUGGCUGUAAGAAAAGUACAGCAGAUAGGAAAAGUAGAGACAGCAUGGGGAAAUUUUGUUUAGUGCUCAGGUGCUCUGCACCUUCCUUUGCUUGUGAGAUGUUGUUCAACUUUCACAGCAUGUUUCCACUUUCCCACUCCAGCUCCAGCAGAAUCUACUCCCACUGCUCCCCAGUACACUCUAGAUUUCCAUAGCCUUUGUCUCUGCAGAGGCAGCAGGUUUUUCUUCCUCCAUUCUAAAACACCAUCCCACCUUCUCAUUCCCCUUCCCCCAUGACAUUGUUUCUUCUUUCCUUGCUACCCCUGAGGCUACAGCUUUUUUAACUGUAAAAAAGUUGAAGGUGACUCUGUGGUGAGGGCUAAAGUUUCGCUCUUGGGGAUCUGACAGGAAGCUUACACACACUCUUACCCAAUCCUGGCCUUCCUGCUGUGUUCAGCUUCAACCAAUCUGCCAACUCAUUAACCGCCAGCUGCUCUGCCUUGAAACCAGCACUUUGCACACUCCUUAUUGGGACAUAUUAAACUGGUGCAAAACUCAUCUGAAAAGCACCACUUGGCCAAGCCUGACAUCGGGUGGGUGGUAUGACUCAUGAAAUGAGCACCCACUCUGUGCCUCAGCACCUAAAUCUGUAGAGAGGGAAUCACGCUCAAAAUGUCGUGUCUUGAUGGAGGGAAGGAAGAGCAAUUCAAAAGGAGCUCACCUCCCAUAGUUAGCAAUCUGGUUCAUUUCAUGAGAACCACAUUUUAUUUCCUGCUAGAUUUGAGGGAUGUUUUUUUAUUUUUUAUUUUUUAUGUAGAAAUUGGGUUCUCACUCCUUGCCCUUCAGACUAGUCUAUUUCUUAUUUUUCAUCAAGGAGCUGCAAUAAUUAUAGGCAACUGAUCAUGAGCCCCAACAAACCACACUGCAACUGACAAUUUGCAGAGCUGUGGUGUAUUCCAUACUGUUCCUGACAAGACCUCUAUGUAAGGGCAAGGGAUUCCCUAGCACAGAAGCCAGCUUGCCAGCUCUGCAGAUGAGAAAUCCCCAUAAACAGAAACUUUCAGAUAGCCACUUAGGAAAAGAGAACACAAUCCAAUAUGAUGUAUCCCCAGUGCUAAAGCUAUUUCUCUCCUCAAGGGGGAAAUUCAGGACAAGAAUGUGGAACCCUGGCUCCAGAGAUAAAUGCAGUCCCACAGUCAUUUAGUGUUGUCAGAUGCUACUAAAUCUGAGGAAGGAAUUGAACAACAGAGCCAAGGACAGUCAAAGAGGCUAUGCUGGGGCAAAACUCUUCAGCUUUGCCAAAUCCAAAAGAGCAGUUACAAAAAGCAGAAAGGAAGUUGAUCUCAAAAGAGGUUAUACAUAGGGGAUAGAUAAUGGCGAUCAGAAACUCAACUAUGUUGGUACAUCACUAUAUAGCAGGAGUCUGGCUGUGUUUUGGAAGCUCUGAAGGUAUUCUCAAAGUGAUUAUUACCAGUAGAGUUUUUUUAUCCAGAAGGCUUGAGUUUAAAUUUUCAUUUAAAAAAAACGUUUAUACCUACCUAAGUAUAUUAGGUAGGACACCAAUUAUAGGAAUAUAUUGUCUUCAACCAGAAAAAAAAGAAAAGAAAACAAAGAAAUUCUUAGCCUAUUAGGAAAUCUGUUAUUAUGUAGAACUUUUUCCACCUUCUUAAGUAGGAUUCUCCUAUAUAAGAGGUACAGCUAUCUCCAUCAUUAGCAAGAAGAAAUGCAUGUAAACUAGAAAUAGAAGAUACUCAGGAGGUAUGGGGAAAGGAAGGCAAUAUCACUUGCAUAGGAUAUAACAUAUGGGAAAGUUCUUUCACAAUGUAAUUUCUCCUUUUCUCUUGUAAAUCCUUUUUUUAAGAUGCAUCCCUGCAUAUAGAUUUAGUGUUGACUGUUAUGUGGAGGGUUUUUUUUAUCUGCGUAGUAUUUAUUUUUAAUGCCUCUAAGUCAUUCACUGUUAACCUAAAUAAACUCAUAUGUCUGUUGCUUUCUCCCCCCUUUCUCUGCAACUCUCUAUAACAUCUCAAUUUUUCUCUUGAUGCCCUUACUCUCUGUUGCUACCUGCUCCCCCUACUAUUCUUUUCUCUCAAAGGUUUCCUAUUUGCCCCGGAUGUGCCUACAGUACUCCUCUCCACCACAGCCCAGUUCUGAUGAGGAGGACAUUGAGAGACAGAGCCCGCCACUGGAGGUAUCAGAUGGGGAGACUGAUGGUGUGGACCCUGGGCCUGGAAUCAUGCAUGGCGAAACAGGCAGCAAGAAAAAGAUUCGUCUGUAUCAGUUCCUUCUGGACCUUCUUCGCAGUGGAGACAUGAAGGACAGCAUCUGGUGGGUAGAUAAAGAAAAAGGUACUUUCCAGUUCUCCUCCAAACACAAAGAAGCAUUGGCACAUCGUUGGGGAAUACAGAAGGGCAAUCGCAAGAAAAUGACCUACCAGAAGAUGGCACGGGCUUUGAGAAACUACGGCAAGACAGGGGAGGUCAAAAAGGUCAAGAAGAAGCUGACCUACCAGUUUAGUGGAGAAGUGAUGGGAAGGGGGGUCACUGAUAGGAAGCAUUAUCCUCACUGAGGCCAAGGGACCCUAAGCAAGACAAAUAUUAAGACCUCCUGGCUGAAAAUCAGCAGAGGAGAUGGACGCAUCUUUCUCUUUGCUUCCUGUGCCCCCUUCUCUGCCUCUAAAGGGCCUAUACCAUCAGAUGUUUCUGGUACGAAUUCCCUUUUUCAGCAUCUGAGAAUCCUAAACAGAAUUCUUUGCUUCCAUCCUACAAAUUGGACAGAGUUGGGAAAUAUAAGCAAUGUACAAAUAUAUUAUUGUCGUGAAAGAUUUUUUUGAUUGUAUUGUAACUAAAGAAUACAGCUGAUGAAGUUUUGCCUUCAAGGGUGGUGCUGUGUCACUCACAGUGACACUGCAUUAGCUUACAGCUUUCAGACUAGCAUUAAUACAGGCUCUGCCGCAGCUCUCAAAGCUAGAGAGAAGUUUGCAGAUCUGAGAAUGAUACUGGUUCUUUUAAAUAGUAAUAACAUGUACAUAUUUAAUAAAAUUUGAUAUAAUUAAGUCCUAGUGUUUGCAUAAUAAAUGAUUACUUCACA
This is a messenger RNA of Meleagris gallopavo (turkey), 3295 nucleotides long. NCBI's taxonomy places the organism in Eukaryota, Metazoa, Chordata, Aves, Galliformes, Phasianidae. The record is from RefSeq and is a predicted model, not a curated record.